This is a messenger RNA of Tetranychus urticae (two-spotted spider mite), 997 nucleotides long. RefSeq lists its product as uncharacterized. The record is from RefSeq and is a predicted model, not a curated record. NCBI's taxonomy places the organism in Eukaryota, Metazoa, Arthropoda, Arachnida, Trombidiformes, Tetranychidae.
GCCUGUUAUAAGGUAACAACUUUAACCGUAACAAUCUCAUCUUUACGGUUAAGGUUAAGAUCAUGUCUUCAGUCUUGCUGUGUAACUUUUUCUUGAUUGUUUGUUAAACGUUAACCAAAUUGUUUCACUAAUUUUAAUGUAGAAUCAAAACAUUUACCAUUAAUUGUACCAAUUGUUGCAAGAUUGAAUCACUUUUAUAUCGUGUUGGGUCAACUUUUUUUCCUCUUCGUGUUUCUGGUCAACUUUUUGGGUGACUUUUUCUUCCAGUGAACUUUUUUUGGGUUAAAAUUUGUCAUUUACCAUUUUCUGGUUUGAAACCCAUUUCUCAAUUGUUUUCAAUUGCCAAUUUUAAUUUUUUCAUUGGCAUUGGUUCCAAAUUGUUUCGUCUUAAUUUCAACCUUCUUUUUCGUCUCUCCGUUCAUCUUGUGUCUCCAAUGCGGUGUAACUCGCUAAUAGUAAUUUACUUUUUUCUUGGUCUUCAACUAAUUUCACCAUUAACUGUCCAAGGUUUACCAUUACCAAAUUAUGAUCUUAUCGAUCCUGUCUCUUCCUCAUCAUCAUCUUCCUCCUCUGGUGUCACUCAAAUGCCACCGGAACCAGAACCGGAUAACUUUGGCUUUGCUGAGGAGUCAACCUCACUUCCAAUCAAACGAUCAGGUAAAAUCGGAUCACCAGUCAUGAUGGUUAAUAGACAUCAUCCAUUACGCUUCCUUAUUGGACAAAUGAUUCAAAGUCCAGAGACAUUGGAUGGACCUUACCAAAGAGGUCGAAGGUAUCGAGAUCAUGAUAAAAGCUUCAUACGAUUUGGUCGAGCAGCGGUUCAAAAAGCAUUGGCUUUAUGGUCAAGGGAAAGUCGUAAAAGACCUGAACAAAAUAAUGAUACUUAUUUUCUUCGAUUUGGCCGAUCUUCUCAAUAAAAUAAUCUAACAUGUUUAUUAAAUGAUUAUUAUAAUUAACUGAUUAUAAAGCUUACUUAUUCAAAAUUUAACCUUAAAAA